AUGCCACCCUCAUCGGAACACAAUUUACCACCACCUUCCUACGAGGAAGUCAUGAGCCAAACUUCCACAGGCUAUUCCUCUCCCAAUUCAUUGCCCGUUGGUCACGCGCAAAACGCAGCAUAUAACUCUCCCCCUCAGAGACCCCCUCAAAGACCGCCACGGCCCUCGAGCUCCUCCCAAAUUGACCAUGCCAGCUCUAGCAGUGUAUCUACCGCUAACAAGCUGCCUUGGACCUAUCCCAGAGGAUACUAUUGCACUAAGUGUGGGAACUCAGGCUACAAAAUCAAGAACGGGCAGUCAUGCAAGCGAUGUUGGCGUAAGUUUGCCAUCCCUAUGCCCAGUGAACACGUCCAAGUGCAAUAUGUUGAACCUAUUUACAGACCUAGUCCGAUCUUUCCCCCAUCACAAGGUUAUUCUACAUAUGGCUCCUACUACCCAUCAAAUCGUCCACUUUCCUAUUCGUCGCAGCCGUCAGCUCCGCCGGGGGUCGUGUUUCCACCUGGAGACCCUAGAAUUGGGGGGUUUCUAUGCGGAGAAUGUCGCGGUAAAGGCAGAGUAAGAUUUCUAUUGGAUAAAGAAAUAUGUCCCACUUGUCGUGGAGUUGGUAGAGUAUUUUAA
Lachancea dasiensis is the source of this 618-nucleotide messenger RNA. Lineage: Eukaryota; Fungi; Ascomycota; Saccharomycetes; Saccharomycetales; Saccharomycetaceae. The record is from the annotation of a GenBank genome assembly.